Messenger RNA from Doryrhamphus excisus (bluestripe pipefish), 8684 nucleotides. RefSeq names its product ALK receptor tyrosine kinase (gene alk). The record is from RefSeq and is a predicted model, not a curated record. Gene Ontology annotation, molecular function: transmembrane receptor protein tyrosine kinase activity; protein binding; ATP binding. Gene Ontology annotation, biological process: regulation of neuron differentiation; cell surface receptor protein tyrosine kinase signaling pathway; positive regulation of kinase activity. Lineage: Eukaryota; Metazoa; Chordata; Actinopteri; Syngnathiformes; Syngnathidae. Gene Ontology annotation, cellular component: signaling receptor complex; plasma membrane.
UAAUCCCUGGGAGACCAACCGUAGACAUUUGCCUGGCUAUCCUUCCUGCCAUUUCUCAUUUCAAUAAAUCUCCACACUCAGUGAGGGCUACGCCGCGGGACGCGUCGGUCGGCACUGCGUGAUCCACUUUUGGCAGACUGUUGUUGAGGGGAGUCCAUCACAGAGAAAACGUUUCAUAUUGACGUCAAAUGGAUAUGUGAAUGACCCUUUGAGUGUAGCACAGACGACGUGGAUCUUACAUUAUCUGCGCACCCAAAUGAAAAAAAAGAAAAGACAAUCAGCUGCGUUCAAUUAUUGAAGUUUAAUGGACGAUCAGCAACCUCCAAAUCGUUUUGUGCAUUUGUGGUUUUUCUCCCAAAGGGAAGAGUGUGACUGCUGACAGAGACCACUUGUACACAACUGUGCCAGUAGACAGGGAGUCUUUGAGGGCUUGUGGAGCGAACCAGACCGGCAUAUCAAUCAGCGACCUGGGAAGAGACUGGCUGGAUCCAAGCAGCGAAUAUUUAAACCACUGGGAAGACCAAUAGACUGAUGGCAGUGUUUCUAGAAGGUAGGACAAGAAAACAAAUAUAAAAGCAUUUUUUUCCUGUGUUGUCCCGCCACGUGUGCGCUCCGUGCCAAAAAAGAAAGGCGCAGGAGGUGCAGGAUUUCGCACUCGCUGAAUUUGCGUUGCGCAUAUGUGACAGACGCAGUGGAAGAAGCGGUGAACGGUGGAAUUAGUAGACGCUGCUUCUUUCCAACGGAAGACUUCAAUCGGUUAACAAUGAACACCAGUUUGUUGGUUUUGGUUGUAUGCUCCGCGAUAUUUUUCACGGGGCUGCAGUGCGCCUCGCCGAGGACCACAGCAGCAGGGGUGGAUGCGUCCGUGGCCGGCUCCGGAACCACGAGCGGUGGCAGCAGUGGGGAAAAUGGAGGCAAACGAGAUUUAAAUCAAACAAUAAACUCCCGACUCAAGAGGAAAACGCUGGCUGUGGAUUUUGCUGUCCCCUCUCUGUUGCGCUAUUACCUGGCGGAGUUCGUGAAGAGACCCCUCAAUGGAGACUGCCAGACUUUUAGAGGGUGCUACACAGUUAGUGCAAACUUAAAAAUGCACUGCAUACCUUUACAGAAAAUCAUAUCUACUUUUGUUGACCAAAGAGCUGCGGAAUCGGCAACAAGGAACGCAUCAGCGAAUGGACAGCUCCCUUUCUUUUCCAAGCGGCCGCUGUCCAAAGUUCUGAAAUUAGGUCUGACAAAAGCCAGUCGCAAAUCAAAUCAAGUGGUGGUGGAAAUCGGAGAGGAUUUAAUCAGGACGGCAUGCGGAGGGUUGUCUGUGUACGAGGAGGCCCCUGUGUUGACCCUGGAAAUGGACAUCACAACUAUUCUGGUGUGGUGGCUUGGUGCGGAUGGGGGCCGACUGAGGGUCCGGCUCAUGCCUGAGAAAAAGGCGCAGGUGCCCGGUGUCGAAGACCGCUACACUGCAGCCAUACGCGCAGCUGACCCCCGCCUCUUUCUACAGAUUUUCUCCCGGGGUGAGUCAUUGACUAGUAAGACUGGCAUUCCUCAGGGGUUCUGGAGCUUUUCCUGGGUCGCUGAGGAUGACCUGAGCUUUCCCAACAACUUGAUGCCUAUGUCAGAUCCACCAUGUGGCAGUAGCAGAACAUGUGACCAGAACCAUGAUCAUGUCCCAGAGUUUACAUGGAGCAUCGUGGCCACAGGGGACACACGGGAGGAACGCAAAAGAAAGCCUGAAAAGAGAGCAGGAAGUCCCCAAGGAUUGGAGGAAGGUAAGAGUGAAGGUCAGUUUUUGUGGGUGAAUGGUUCUUCCUUUGGGGGCCCUUGGGUGCUGAGUCCAUGGCUGUGGAGUGGCCCGGCCCCCUGUAGCUUGGACAUGGCUUUGUACCUGCACCCCAAGCAAAGUGGGCAGUACACCAUAUGGCUCAUUGAGAGGGAUAAGCCUCAAGUUUCUCUCUUCUCCACUGACACUUUACCUCCUAUCACAGGCUGGGCCAUAGCUCACCUCACAGUCGGGACCCACAGGGGAUCACCUUUCCGGAUCUCAGCCAGCUACAACAAGCGAAUCCUUGAUGACACAGGCAUGAUUGAGCCCAACUUUACCACCAACUGCACCAUGGCUUCCUCCCCGGGUCCUUCCAUCACACUUAAGGGCCAAUAUCACUGUCACCAAGGACCUGGGAUUCCACUGGACAAACUUUGUGACUUCAAUGCAGACUGUCCACUCGGGGACGACGAGGGCGAGCGAUGUCGCCGCUUCCUCAAUGGCAGCUACUGCUCUUUUGAAGAAGGCGAAUACAGUUGGCAGUCAAUAAUGGGCCACGGUGUCUCUUGGAGAAGACUCCAGCCUUCAGCGAAGGCUACUAGACAGAGCUGCCCAUCAUCAGGUGCAACACUCGGUGUGGAGGGGAAAGGCCAAGGUCGCCCAGCAUUACUAAGGAGUCCUCUCUUUCCGCCUCCAUUAAGAAACUCUCCAUGCACGGUACGUUUCUGGGUGUGUUCUGGAGGCCUACAGAAGGUUGCGCUGUCUUUGUGGCUAGUGGAGAACAGCACAGGCCCCGAGGAGCAGCGCCAACUGUGGCACUUAGCCAGUGAACCCCCUUCUGAUAGGGGUUGGAAGCUCUUCACAGUUCCACUUUACGGGCUGGCAGACUGGUUUUGGCUACUGUUCAGCACAGAAGAUGGACCUGAACCUGGUUCAGCUAUCUCUCUUGACAACAUCUCUUUCAGUAUGAACUGCUUCCUGGCUUCAAAUGGAGAAUUUCCACCGGUGGCCAGCAGCACAACAAGGUUGGCCCUCGGACCACCAAUCACGACCACACCCCCCUCCGUAGGGAUCCCUCUGAUGAACUCCCACACGACAGAUUACUCCAAAAAAUGGAUUUUUCACAACUGUGGAGCUGCAGGACCUGACGGUCCAACUCCAUCCCAGUGCUUGAACUCCUACAGGAUCAGCAAAAUCAACGUGACAGUGGGCACCUGGGGGCCUCUUAAAGGCAUUCAAAUGUGGCAGGUCCCGGAAACUGGCACCUACAGGAUCACAGCAUACGGUGCAGCUGGUGGCCGAAGCGUUAUGGCCACAAGCAGAUCACAUGGCACAUACAUAAGUGGAGACUUUCUGCUGAGGAAAGGAGAGCUGCUGUAUAUUCUGGUUGGACAGAAAGGAGAGGAUGCUUGCCCCAAUUCCAAAGUCAUGUUGAAUAAGAUCUGCCUGGAACAGAGCAGCCCAAUGUUGAAUAAAAGUCAAGUAAAAGGUGGAGGUGGAGGUGGUGGCGGUGCUACAUUUGUGUUUAAGGUGGAGAAAGGGCUUCAGGUCCCCCUCAUCAUUGCUGCUGGGGGAGGUGGUCGAGGCUACAGCAGCCACUCAGAGAGCCAGCUGGAACAGAUGGACUAUGACCUCAGUCAACCGGGUCGCAACGGGAAGUCAAAUGCUGCAGGUGGAGGUGGAGGAUGGAAUGACAGUACUCCCGUCAGUCAGGGUGGCAGACCUCUGCUGCUAGGAGGGCAGGGAGGACAGGCCUGUCAAAAAUUCUGGCAGACACGAGGAGGUUUUGGGGGUGGUGGCGGUGGCUGCAUGGCCGGAGGAGGUGGUGGAGGCUACAGAGGUGGUAACACCUCAUUAAAUGACAACCCUAAACAUGACGGAGAUGAUGGUACAUCCCUCUUUGGUCCAGCAGGAGAGCCCUACCUCUAUCCUCUUAAAGGAAUGGAGAGCGAUGGAGAGGUGAUCAUCAGUCCAGUACGAAACUGCAGUCACUGUGAGAGCCGUGAAUGCCACGAGAUAAAGGGCGACAUUGUUUGCUACUGUGACGAUGACCUUAUUCUGGCACCCGAUGGCAUGUCCUGCAUCAACUCUACAGAGGUGUCCCUCCUACCUUCACAGCCAUCUCUCUCCCACCUGGCCCUGGGUCUUUCUGUCGGAACCUCGGCCCUUAUCGCAGCCCUACUGCUGGCCGUGUCUGGAGUCAUGAUAAUGUACAGGCGCAAACACACCGAGCUACAGUCUAUACAGUUGGAGCUACAGAGUCCAGACUGCAAGCUCAGUAAACUGCGGGCCUCCACCAUCAUGACUGACUAUAAUCCAAACUACUGCUUUGCUGGAAAGACGGCCUCAGUCAAUGACCUGAAGGAAGUACCAAGGCGCAACAUCUCCCUUACUAGGGGUCUCGGUCAUGGUGCUUUUGGUGAAGUGUAUGAAGGUCUGGCAGUCGGGAUACCAGGAGAACAAAGUCCACUUCAUGUGGCAGUAAAGACACUUCCUGAGGUUUGCUCUGAACAAGAUGAGUUGGACUUCCUUAUGGAAGCUCUAAUCAUCAGUAAGUUCAGCCACCAGAACAUUGUACGCUGUGUAGGAGUCAGUCUGCAUGCAAUGCCCAGGUUUAUACUGCUGGAGCUGAUGACAGGAGGAGACCUCAAGACCUUCCUGAGGGAGAUGAGACCUCGACUGGAUCAACCUUCUAAUCUGUCCAUGGUUGACCUUCUCAAUGUAGCGAGAGACAUCGCCAAAGGCUGCCAGUAUCUGGAGGAGAACCAGUUUAUCCACAGGGACAUUGCCGCUCGUAAUUGCCUGCUAACGUGCAAAGGACAAGGUCGUGUGGCCAAGAUUGGAGAUUUUGGGAUGGCUCGGGAUAUAUACAGGGCAAGCUAUUACAGGAAAGGUGGACGUGCCAUGCUGCCAGUAAAGUGGAUGCCACCUGAGGCCUUCAUGGAAGGCAUCUUCACAUCAAAAACAGACACAUGGUCAUUUGGGGUGUUGCUGUGGGAGAUCUUCUCACUGGGCUACAUGCCUUAUCCAAGUCGCAGUAACCAAGAGGUGCUGGACUUUGUGACCAACGGUGGAAGAAUGGACCCACCCAAGAACUGCCCUGGGCCUGUAUACCGUAUAAUGACUCAAAGUUGGCAGCAUCAACCUGAGGACAGACCGAAUUUCUCAACUAUCCUGGAGAGGAUUGACUACUGCUUGCAGGACCCUGAUGUGGUGACCACACAUUUACCUAUUGAGUACGGGCCUAUCCUGGAAGAGGAGGAGUGUGUACCUGCACAGCUUGAUGACCCAUUGGGGCCUACCAUACUGGUGAAUGCUCAGGUGCCAGAUGGGGAGCUCCCACAGCCACCUCCAUGCUACUCCACCGAGGAAAGUCAUAGAGGCGGGGAACACACAGCUGGAACAAGCAGAUCAUCCGAGGCCCAAGGAAAGACACCAGCUCAGCCCUACCUCCAUCAACACCAGCAACCUCACAUCACCAUGACAACCACUGUCACCUCCACAGCCACAGGCACACUCACUGCAAAGGGACCCUCCCAGCCGGGCCCAGAGGGGGGCCACAUCAAUCUUGCCUUCACCCAGGGCCACCCAGCAGAGAAGGACAGCCACAACGGGAAGAGCAGCAGUCUUUGGAACCCCACAUAUGGAUCCUGGUUUCUGCAGCAGCAACAGAGGAAGCAGCAGAGGCAGGGAGGGGUGGGUGGCGUUGUAGGUGUGGGCAACAGCAGCGGCAGGGUCCCCGGUGAAGGGCAGGAGCAUGUGGGGCGGACUGUGGCUGAAGUGGCUGGUUCUAUGGGUCUCCAGCAUAAAUUCCAACAUCAGCACCAACUUCAGAUGCUGCAUCAGCAUCAGCAGCAGCAGCAGCAGGGUCUUUGCAGACCCCAGUUAGUACCACCAUCUCCAGCCACCCAAACACCCCUACUUUUAGAUUCAGCAGCUUUGCCACCUGUUCCCCUGUAUAGACUGAGACGUUUACCCUGUGGAAGCAUCGGUUAUGGCUACCAGGAGCAGCAGGGCAUGUCAAUGGAGUCCAAUCCCCCUCCGCCCCUUGCACCCCAACAGGGCGCAUCUACAGCCCACCAGAGAGCCCCCGUGCCCACCUCGGUGUCCCUGAGUCGGUCAGCAUUAUCAGAGGACAGCCGACCACUAUUAGUCACCAUGGGAACAGUGCAGGACCCCCGGCUGCCCAAAAUGGAGGGUCACAAUGCCACUGUGCUUUAGCCAACAUGCCUGUACCACAUUUUUCACUCCCCAAGACUGUGUUCACUGUGUCAGGAAAGACGGUUUACACCAUCCUCGCAUCCUUGGCUUUUUCCCUCCAGUUUGGAAACCACUAAGGAGCACAACCAGGAGCUCGAUCCAUGACAUUUUUGCUAUGAGAAACUCAGAGGGGGCGAUCCCCAAAAUGAACAUUAAAAGCACAUCAAAGAACAUUGGAUGGCAAAAUGAAAAAGGUUAGUUUUUAAGUCGAAGAAAUGUAUUUUUUCAUCAUUGAAAGGAGCAUGCCUGGGUGCGACCUCAGAGGAUGGAGUUUAUAGCAGAGAUUUCAAGUGAACAGUUUUUGUGAGCCCACUGACUGAUGGCUGGAGAAGCACUAGAAUGGACAAUUAUUCUGAUUUAAAUCUCUACAGUUGGCCGACUUCAGACUUGAUUCACAUAGUCUGAUGACUGCGGAGACCAAUUUAAAAGUUGCUGCUGCCAGCCACAUAUUUCAUUUCUAUUGCAGGACCCUCACGCUGUUCAUUACCCACAUCCCUCGUUGAGGCAAAAAAAAAAAAAAAAAAAGCUUGGCAGGUAACUUCUACUGUCUGAGAAUAGUAUGUUGGAUUUACAGAGACAUGUGUAGUAAAAAGAAAAGCUACGAAAAUGUGUUUCUCUUGAUGUUUGCUUGCCUGCGUGUUUAUUUAUUCAUUUCUUUAUUUAUUAUUUGGAUGUGGCUCUAUGAAUUAUUAAUGAACAAGCUUCUUAAAGUACAAGCGAACUCAUUUUGCAUCAGUUGACUCUCACGUCAGGUUUUAAGCUGUUUGAAAGGAUUAAGAGCAAACUAAGGAAAAAGGAGUACGAAUGCUGUCCAAAAAUAUACAGGAGGUCCUCGGACUGUGUGCAUGUUUCACUCCUAUAACGGCAAAGUCAAGUUUUAGUAGAAGUUGGAAUUUAUACCUAAAUUAACACCAAAGUUCCUCACACGGUACAGUAAUCCCUCGCCAUGAAUUUUGUGGUUUCACUCUAUCAUGGUUUGUCAAAAAUGUAUUCAUAAAUCAUGGUGUUUUGUGGUGGAAGACAACUUAUUAGUUAAAAUGAUGUAUUUGUAAUGAACAUUUUUAUAUUUUCAUAUAUAUUGCUUAAAUUGAGAUUUUUUCCUUUUAAUUGUGGUAAUUGUUUUAAUUCUGUAAAGCACUUUGUGUUGCAUGUCUUUGCAGGAAAAGUGCUAUACAAAUAAAGUUGAUUUGAUUUGAAUUUUCAAGCUAAAAAUGGUUAAUUUAAAGUACAAAUAUAAGGCUACUUCACAGAAAUCCACUUAUCACGAUUAGAUCUAGAACCAGUUAAUUGCAAUAAAUGAGGGAUUAUUGUACACACAUGCACUGGUUGUGUGCCACAUGUGUCAUACAAUAAUAGCAUGAAGUAGUAAAAUCAAAACAGAACUCCUUUGAUGUCUGUGAUUGGCUUGCAUACCAGAAGGGGCGUUGCAUUCUUACUGGGCAAAAUCUUUCAAACGUUUUCAUCUUUAUCCUUGAUGUUCUUGAUCCUUGAUUUUUGGACCAGGCAUGCAGACAAUUUUCUGAGUAUAAUUUCGCUUUACUUUUGCUUUUCUUUUCUCUUUUCGGAAGAGUCUGCCUCACCUUGGGGGACGCAAUGACAGCAAAAAAAGUUAACAAAAGAAGAGUGAUGUCCUUCCUGAGUGUAGCGCCGCACGACUAUGCAUUCUUUCACCGUGCGCACAUGAGGUUGCUUAUUGGUUUUGAACAAUAUUAAUAUUCAUAGGGGUGCGUCGUAGCCACGAAACGUCAUAACACGAGGACCGCCUGUAAAGAGUAAAUGCAGGGAUUUCCAUGCGUCCUCUGUUGUGCCCUUUGAGGGUGGAUGCAAAAACAAAGCGCUGAUGCAGGUAAAGCAGAGAUUAUUAAAAAGCACCAUCAGCAACAAUCUGUUCACUGCUUUGUUGCUGUUCAACUCAAAUAAGUCGCCUCCGGCGUCCACAAACUGAGAUCUUGUGUUCAUGACUUGACUGUGUUGAAAAGUUGGAGAUUUUUCUUUCAUUAUCCCUUUUUAAUAGUAAAAAAAUAAUGUUUUUUUUGUGUGCAGUUAUAUAGACAGUGAAUAUUGCUGAAUCAAUGUUAACCUUCAAAUUUGUUAUCUGGAAGUGCUCCAACAUUUACAUAUUUUAUCUUUUCUAUUACAGAACCAAUGUCGUGGAAUACAAAUGGGUGUGAAUGGUAAUAUUGGGGAAAAAAAUGCAUUUGUUCAUCAUGUGUAUAAACAGUUUGGGUGUAAUUUGCUCAUUUUCAACACACACACACACAUCUGUCUUGAGUUUCCUGUUCCGUUUUAAGGCUGUCACAUCGUGUAUCCAAGUAAUAAACACCACAAGCUGCUGAUGUCUGUCAGCUCUUACAUGCAUUGGCAAGCUUGUCAGUCCAUCUGCUGUCAGAACACUCUGACUGGUGAAGACAAACGCAUCCUUGUUGGCUAGAUCAAUGAGUGAUUAGUGUUUUUGCUUUUGUCUCCUGUACAUGUAUGGCUUAUAUAUGAUAUCACUUUGUGUUCCUUUUGCAGCUCAUAAUGUACAAAGACAUACUGAACUGCACCUGUAAAUGAUGUAAUUACAGAGUAUUGUACUAUGGCACGGGUAAAUGCUGUACCCAUGGGAAGACAUUCGCCAAAAUGAAUAAAUUACUAUAUAAUAUGAGUUUUAUGUUUCCUGAAA